CAAACACCUUUCACCAUGUCCAAGAACACCAUCAAGUCGCGUGACGAACUUCUUGACAUGUUCCGCAACGAGUUAAUCGAACUCAUCGCCAUGACCAUCCAGUGCGAAGGCCAUCCAGAAGUGUUGGAAUAUUCCCAGGAAAUGGAAAACAUUCCCCAGAAACUCUUUUUCAUUCUCCCAGAGUACUCAACGUACACCUUGACAAUCAAGUAUCGUGUGACCGCAAAACCGCUUGUGAAACUCACUUACUACCAAGUGGUGAAAAAAGGAGGAAUUCCAUUCAAAAGCCGAAAGGAGGAAAUUGCAAAUACUGCCGUCACCAAUGACGACACCAACCCACACCACACGGUGACAUUCCCGCCGGACGAUAUUCCUGGCGGGACAUUUAUUAGAGGAACAUACCCAGCGGUUCUGACGUUUUACGCGGAAGGAAAACCGAUAUUCUCGACGGAGUGGGCUAUUAAGGUUGUCAAACGUGGGACUCAGCCGCUGAUUGGAUACUAGGUCCAUGUUAAUGUGUAAAUAAUGUAUAACGAAGAAG
Molecule: messenger RNA, 541 nt
Organism: Yamadazyma tenuis ATCC 10573
Lineage: Eukaryota; Fungi; Ascomycota; Pichiomycetes; Serinales; Debaryomycetaceae
Source: RefSeq, a predicted model, not a curated record